Molecule: messenger RNA, 3723 nt
Organism: Neospora caninum
Lineage: Eukaryota; Apicomplexa; Conoidasida; Eucoccidiorida; Sarcocystidae
Exons: 17
Coding region: 1-3723 (1240 amino acids)
Biological process (GO): gluconeogenesis; pyruvate metabolic process
Cellular component (GO): cytoplasm
Molecular function (GO): metal ion binding; pyruvate carboxylase activity; ATP binding
Source: RefSeq, a predicted model, not a curated record
AUGUCGCCGGGGAGGCAGUUCUCUUCGAAAACGGUUCCCGGACCGCUUUCAGAGGGUGGUUCCGGUGUAGGUACACCGGGAAAGGCCGAGGGAGAGACGGAACUGCAACAUGGGGGUGCUGGGAACGGCGAUGGAGCGGAGGCGUGCACGUGGCAACGGCCUGUUCGGCCCAUCAAGAAAUUGCUGGUGGCGAAUCGAGGAGAAAUCGCUGUACGUGUUCACCGCGCAUGCAAAGAACUCGGCAUUACCAGCGUCGGCAUCUACUCCCAGGAAGACUCCCAGGCUCUUCACCGUCAAGUUUUCGACGAGAGUUACCUUGUGGGUCGGGGACUGUCUCCAGUCGCAGCGUACCUCCAUUAUCCAGAUAUCAUCGACGUCGCGCUAAGAUACAAUGUGGACGCCAUUCAUCCUGGCUACGGCUUUCUCUCGGAGAACGCAGAGUUUGCCGCCGCUGUGGAAGACGCGGGGAUCAUGCUGGUCGGGCCUCCUCCGGAAGUGAUUCGUCUCAUGGGCGACAAAGUCGAGGCGCGGUCGACAGCCGAGAAGGCAAACGUCCAGGCAGUCCCUGGGACGAACGAGCCAGUGACGAACUUCGACGAAGCAGCCGAGGUCUGUCGACAAAUCGGCUUUCCCGUCAUGCUCAAAGCUGCGUAUGGCGGCGGCGGCCGGGGCAUGCGAAGAGUCUUCCGCGAAGAUGAGUUGAAGGAGGCCUUUGAGCGCGCCACGAGCGAGGCGAAAGCUGCGUUCGGCAACGGCGCAAUGUUUGUCGAGAAGCUGGUCCAGCACGGCGUCCACAUUGAAGUGCAGAUCAUGGGGGACCACUACGGCCACGUGGUUCACUUGCACGAGCGCGACUGCACCGUCCAGCGGAGACACCAGAAAGUCAUCGAAGUCGCUCCUGCGCCGUUCCUCGCCCCGCGUGUGCGCGAGCGCAUCCUGGCCGAUGCGGUGAAACUGGCGCAGUCUGUGAAUUACCAGAACGCGGGAACCGUCGAGUUUCUUGUCGAGGGCGACGAGCACUACUUCAUCGAAGUAAAUGCGCGACUUCAGGUGGAGCACACGGUGUCUGAGGAGAUCACCGGCGUCGACCUCGUCAAGACGCAAAUCGCUGUGCGCCAGGGCGUCUCGCUUCCUCAGCUCGGCAUCUCCCAAGACUCCAUCAACGCAGCCGUCCGCACGGACCGCAUCACUGGGCACAGAGGCCCCGUCGCCCUCCAGUGUCGAAUCACCACGGAAGACAGCCAAAGAAACUUCCAGCCCUCCACGGGCCGAAUCGACUUGUACCAGCCGUCGACAGGUCCAGGCAUCCGUUUGGACGGUGCAAUCGGAGCCUCGGGCGCAGUGAUAACUCCCUUUUACGACUCACUGCUGGUCAAGCUGAUCUCGAAGGCCCACGACUUCCCGGAAGCUGUAGCUCGGGCGACUCGCGCCCUGCGAGAGACGAAGAUCCGCGGCGUCACCACAAACAUUCCCUUCAUUCUGAAUGUUCUCCAGCACCCCAAGUUCUUGAGCGGCGCGGCAACGACGCGAUUCAUCGACGAGCAACCCGACCUGCUCUUCUACGACCCGCUCGACAUGUCUUCGCAAAACAUCUGCAAGUACCUCGCGACCGUGAUUGUGAACGGGCCCCAAACCCCGCUGGUGAACGCCGAGGCGACGCCUGACAAGACGAGCGCAACGCCGCCGCCGCUGCCUCCCUCUGCGGUAGAACGAGUCUCCAUUCCCGCGGGAGCAGGCAGCCUCGCAGGCGCACCAGAUGACCUCGACCUACGCAUCAUGAACGCCGCGUCCGAGGGCGCCCCGCGAGGCUACAAGACACUGCUGGACGAGGUCGGACCCGAGGGCUUUGCGCGCGUCAUUCGUACAGAGAAGCGCGUGCUCCUAUGCGACACGACUCUGCGCGACGGUCACCAGUCUCUCCUCGCCACACGCAUGCGGACAAUUGACAUGCUCAAAGUUGCGCCCGCCUACGCCCAUCUGCUCCCCUUUCUGUUCUCCCUGGAAAACUGGGGAGGCGCGACCUUCGACGUGGCCUACCGCUUCCUGCGGGAGUCGCCGUGGCGGCGCCUGGAGCUGCUGCGCGAGGCGAUCCCGAACAUUCCGUUUCAGAUGCUGCUUCGAGGCGCCAACGCUGUGGGGUACACAGCCUACCCCGACAACGCAGUCGAGAAGUUCUGCCGAGAGGCGGUCCAGUACGGCAUGGACGUCUUCCGCAUCUUUGACUCCCUCAACUACGUGGAGAACUUGAAGCUCGGGAUACAUGCUGCGGGGGCGGCCGGCGGAGUCGUGGAAGCUGCGAUCGCCUACACGGGGAACGUCGCUGAUCCGGAAAAGAAGCCGUACACUGUUGACUACUACUUGGACCUGGCCUCGCAACUUGUCGCCACGAAUUGCCACAUUCUCUGCGUCAAAGACAUGGCGGGCUUGCUGACGCCUCCAGCGGCGCAGCUUCUGAUUGGCGCUUUGCGACGCGAAUUUCCCGACAUUCCCAUACACGUCCACACGCACGACACUGGCGGGUGUGGUGUCGCGUCCCUGUUGGCAGCAACGGAGGCAGGCGCAGACAUCGUGGACGUUGCGGUCGACUCUCUGUCGGGCCUGACAUCUCAGCCCUGCAUGGGUUCGCUCGUUUCCGCUCUGAAGCACACGGCGCUGGACACAGAGAUGGACUUGCAAAUCCUCUCCCAGUUCUCGGACUACUUUGAGCAGGUCCGGCGCUUCUACGCGCCGUUUGAGGCAACGGCGACCGUCAAGAAUGUCAGCUCCGAGGUUCACGAGCACGAGAUCCCGGGGGGCCAGUACACAAACCUCUACAUGCAGGCGUAUGCCCUCGGCAUGGCUGACAGAUGGCGGGAGAUCAAGCGCGCCUACUGCAUUGCCAACCGUCUCCUUGGCAACCCCCCAAAGGUGACGCCUAGUUCGAAGGUGGUGGGGGACCUGGCGCAGUUUCUCGUGCAGAACAAGUUGGACGAGGAGACAGUUUUGGCGCGUGCUGAAGAGCUCUCCUUUCCUUCCUCCGUGAUUGAGUAUUUUCAAGGGCACAUUGGCCAGCCGCCUUUCGGCUUCCCAGAGCCUCUGCGCACAAAGGCCCUCAAGGGUUUGCCGACGGUUGAAGGACGUCCAGGCGAGAGCCUGGCUCCGAUUGACUGGACUGUGGUCCGCGAGCAACUGGAGAGCACCCACGGCCGAAAGUUCCGAGACUGUGAUUUGGUCAGCAGCGUCCUCUAUCCGGCCGUCUUCGAUGAGUAUCAGCAGUUUCUGAAGAACUUCGGAGACGUCUCCAUGCUGCCGACAGCCGCCUACUUCACUGGGCUCCAACCCGGAGAAUCCGUCACAGUCCACAUGGCUGGGCGAGAAGUCACUGUCAAAUACAUUGCGAAAACACAUGUUUUACCAGACGGCAGUCGCGAUGUUUUCUUCGAAGUCAUGGGACUCCCCCGAGUCGUUAAUGUCAUUGAUUUGAAUGCCAGCCAGGACGUUGUCCGGAAUACGAAGGCAGAUCCGGCGGACCCGAAACAAAUCGCGUCGCCCAUGCCUGGAAACGUUCUUCAAUACAAGGUGAAGGAAGGCCAGGUCAUACGCAAAAACGAUCCUGUCGUUAUCAUCACCGCCAUGAAGAUGGAAACGGUCGUGGUAUCGCCAGUCGCAGGCACCGUGGGAGAUUUCCUUGUGCGCGAAGGAGACCCUGUACAACAGGGUGAUUUGCUAGUCCGCAUUCUGUAG